UUUCAUAGUAUCGUUGUGUGAAAAUAUAAUUUCUGUAAAAUGGCCCUUGCACAGAAAUCCUUCCUUAACGCGCCGGCUAAGACGCAGGGGCUCCUCGUCGCCCCGGCCGUGCGUGCGCAGCCCAUUGCUCGCCGUGUCCGCAGUGCUCGCGCUCAAUCCAGCAAUGCUCUGACGGUUGCACAGAGCAAGGCUAUCGCUCAAACCAACGGCUCGCCGGUGGCCAUGCCUGCUCCGGUUGAGGAGGUCGACCUCGCCAAGCACAUGCAGGACCGCCAUGCCCAUAUUUUGCGAUACUUCCCGACCGCGCUUGGCGUGGACGACUUUAUGGCGCGCGUUGAGAUUGUGCUUGCUGGCUUCGGCUUCACCGGUGACAACACGAUUGCCAUGACCAAUCUGUGCCGUGAUGAAGUCACCCAGGUGGUGAAGGACAAGAUCGAGUCUGCUUUCGGUUCUUCCUUUAACACCAAUGGUCUGGGUGCCGUACUGACCUGCGGUGUGACGGGCAUGAAGGCCGGUCUCAGCCACUCGCCUGUUUGCGCGGGCGGCAGGGAACGUUACGUGUUCUUCGCCUUCCCGCACAUCGCCAUCAACAGCGAGGGCGAGAUGGGCGCCAUCAGCCGACCUGGCAGGCCAAAGAAGUCUUGCGCGUGCGGCGCCCUGCAGAAGUGCCUCGUCGAGUUGAAGACCGAGGGCGUCGAGGCGGCUGUGCGCUCUCCGGGCUUGCACGACCCCCUGGAGCCGGAGCUCUCCAUCCUGAAGCAGCGCCUGGCUCGCCGCAUCCGCUACGAGAAGCUCGACGUCGCCAUGCUGGAUCUGCCGUCGCUGACGCAGGUUGCGGAGCGCACUAUCAGUGACGAUCUGGAGUACCUGAUUGAGAAGGCGGUCAACCCGGCCAUGGCCGACUACGCCGUCAUCACGGGUGUCGAGAUCCACAACUGGGCCGCCAACCUGGAGGAGGGCGGCGAGCCCUCCAUGGAGUUCAUCGCUCCCACCAAGGCGUACGUGGUGGUCAACGGCGUCAAGACGCACCUGGACCUCAUGAUGGUGCCGCCCAUGUCGUUCCGUCAGCUGCAGCUCAUGGCCGGCCGCUCGCUGCUUGACAUCCCGCCGGGCGACAUUGCUGCCGGGCUGCGUGGCAGUGUGCUCCAGGAGAUCCCGUACGCCUACCUGGAGAAGCGCAUGGGCGGCGCCGCCACGGAGGGCAGCGUCGGUCGCGCAGCCAACCCGGUCAACUUGCAGAUCGCCGCGGAGUGGCCCUCGUGGCAGAGCCGCAUCCGCCGUGACAACAACGCCGCGCCGUACACUCUUCACCAGCUGGAGCGUGACAUGUACGCGCCCACCAUGGACUCCCCUGAGCUGGCUAACCUCAACUGAAUUCAGUUGUGAGGUCCUCGUUGGAUGUAGUUGUGUUCAACUACAAAAAAUUUGACCCAUAUUCCUAUGUCAAGGGCGUUGGUGAGGAGGAGGGGUGGAAGGUUUUUCUUUGAAUGAGCGGAGGCCCAAGGUGGGGUGCUGUGUGGUGUCCACGUCAUGGACCCCCCGUGCGAAGCCGUAGAGCUUUUGACGUCACCAGUGUGUCUUACGGAAGGGGCCUGGGAGACUUGUGCGUUUUUUAAGAGGGAGCUAGUGUUCGCAGGAUGCUAAAUUUUAAAUGUUUCACGUUGUGUGUGUGAGUGUGAGGAGGAGCGGAUUACUGCUGGUGACUUAAUUCGAAGGUCAUCGACUUCUGUCGUGAGAAUGUAGUCUCGGGAUUAUUGUGGAUUACCGUGCGAGGUCGGCACAUGCUUUGGUGCGAGAUCAGGAAGGUGGACCGGUUGCCUGUUAAAAUAGGAUGUUCCAGAUCUACCUGACCCCACCACAAGUCUUUUCUCCACCGAGCUGAGAAGAUUCGGCAGGCCCAGGUUAGCCAGGUUUAGGUCGGUUAUCGAGGCAGGCAUUAUGGGGUGAGAUGUAUUUUUGGUAGAGUGAGCGUUAUUGGAGUUUUUGUUUUUAGCCUUCGUGAAGGUGGAGAGGACACAAACAUGGAAGACCGUUCCAUCAUUCAAAUGUUGGGUGGUCUGAAGAUCACUGGUUUGGAUGUUGGGCAUCAAACUUUUAUUGGUCCGACCUUGCUUCCUCUUGCUCUUACUCUGCAGGUUAUCUAAUGUUCUUAGAGCGAGGAAAGUACUUGACUUUGACAAUCGCUUCGCAUGACGGUUUGAUGCUGAGGGUGUUACGGCUAGGGUUUCUUUGCCGUACAACCGUGGCUUGUUUGCCGUAUGGAACCAGCCAUCCGAGGCAUGGGAAGUUCGUAACGACGAGAUUUAGUCUUCGUGAUGCUGCUGCGUCCAGACGAGUCACAUCCGUCCUACACGACAGGUGAUUGCCUCGAAGAGGGCUGUAUAAGUACAAGUGAAAGUGCACGUUGAAGGAGUGCUGGAAUUUGAAAGAGAGCUCAUUAUUUGGUCAGGCUGCUUGUUGGGUUGCGGUUGACCGAUUUUGUUUUAUGCUAUGGUCUCCUGCCGAACUAAGCAGCGCCCGUAAAAUUUGCUGCAAUGCGGCUAAAUUAGGCAAUACACGGUUUAGCGUCGUACAUUUGCAGAAUCAGGUUAUUAUUGGGGAACAGGGUAUUCCUGCUGUCGCAAUGUAAAGUAACAGAGAUAAAAACAGACGUGAAAUUUGAAGAGGAACUCAUUUAAGUGUCAAAUAAUG
Volvox carteri f. nagariensis is the source of this 2691-nucleotide messenger RNA. RefSeq names its product GON30 protein (gene gon30). Lineage: Eukaryota; Viridiplantae; Chlorophyta; Chlorophyceae; Chlamydomonadales; Volvocaceae. Bases 40 to 1374 code for a protein of 444 amino acids. The record is from RefSeq and is a predicted model, not a curated record. The transcript has 8 exons.